AAUGCCGCCUCCAGAUCUCAGGAACGGCUGGGCCGAUUGCGUUCAAAUUUGGCACACCGCUAGCGACCGGUUAGAAGGGUGCUUUGCACAAGCUCGUUGGAAGUACCCUCUCGCCCUUCCGCACGUGCAGGGCUCACUAUCUCGCUCGCUCGUUCUUCGCCCAAAAGGCGUUUUACUGGUUUAGUAAUAUGCAGUGAAUGACAUUACAUGGAUGAAUCUAAAAGGAACGUUAACAUUAGCACUUCAUCACCAAUGGUGUGCUGAGAUAGCACCAGUUGGAAACCCAGGAGUAACUUCAGCUAGUGAGGGCAGCUGUAUUGGGUCCAGAUCGUCCCAGCGGCUGUGACCGGUCCCACUCGGCGCCCAGCGGCUGCGGAAGAUGGCAGCCGUGGAGGAGGUCACCUACUCGGCCGGCAUGGACGCGGCCGCGCCGACGCCGCGUAAGCCGAGCGGCGUGCUCACCUCGUUCCUGACGGGCCGGCCUAUGGAAAUCCCCGAGCGAGACAUCCUGGGCCGCUGCCGCUUCGUCUCUGAGUUCGAGAAGCUGAACCGCAUCGGCGAGGGCACCUACGGCGUGGUGUACCGCGCGCGCGACACCCGCUCCGGCCAGAUCGUGGCGCUGAAGAAGAUGCGCAUGGAGAAGGAGCGUGACGGCCUGCCGGUGUCGGGCCUGCGCGAGAUCUCCAUCCUGCUCAAGUCGCGGCACGAGAACAUCGUGCAGCUGCACGAGGUGGCCGUGGGCCGCAGCAUGGAGAGCAUCUUCCUGGUGAUGGAAUACUGCGAGCAGGACCUGGCCAGCCUGCUGGACAACAUGCAGACGCCCUUCUCCGAGUCGCAGGUCAAGUGCAUCAUGCUGCAGGUGUUCCGCGGCCUGUCGCACCUGCACCGCUCGUUCGUGGUGCACCGCGACCUCAAGGUGUCCAACCUGCUGCUCACCGACCAGGGCUGCGUCAAGAUCGCCGACUUCGGGCUGGCGCGGCUGUACGGCGCGCCGGCGCAGCCCAUGACGCCCAAGGUGGUGACGCUCUGGUACCGGGCGCCCGAGCUGCUGCUGAUGGCCAAGGCGCAGACGACCGCCAUCGACAUGUGGGCGGCCGGCUGCAUCCUGGGCGAGCUGCUGGGCCACAAGCCGCUGCUGCCGGGCCGCUCCGAGAUCCACCAGCUGGAGCUCAUCAUCGCGCUGCUCGGCACGCCCAACGACCACAUCUGGCCGGGCUACUCGCAGCUGGCCGCUCUCGAGAACUUCACCCUCAAACACCAGCCGUACAACAACCUCAAACAGCGCUUCUCGUGGCUCUCCAACGCCGGACUGCGGCUGCUCAACUUCCUCUUCAUGUACGACCCGCGUAAGCGCGCCACGGCCGACGAGUGUCUGGAGAGCACCUACUUCAAGGAGCAGCCGCUGCCGUGCGACCCGCGGCUCAUGCCCACCUUCCCGCAGCACCGCAACCUGAAGGCGGGCGAGGCGCGUCCGGGCGCGGCGGCCGGUGCGCCGGCGGUGACCACGGCGCCGGCGCCGACCGGCACCUCGGAGAGCGGCUCGGUGCAGGAGGCGGCCGCGCCGGCGGCACCCUCCUUCAGCGCCGGUGGAGGGUUCCAGCUCUCCGAACUGCUGCAGAAUCUCAGCAAACGGCGCAAACUCGAGUGACGCACGGGACGUGCCGACUGAGUGGGGGUGGGGAAUGAACAUUGGCGUGACACUUACUGUGCAUUGAAAACGCGACAGUGUGGGCAGAUGUGAGUUCCUUGCCAUCGACAGGAUCAUUUUCGGGUCCAUGAGAUGGAGUGCG
Amphibalanus amphitrite is the source of this 1790-nucleotide messenger RNA. RefSeq names its product cyclin-dependent kinase 10-like. The record is from RefSeq and is a predicted model, not a curated record. Gene Ontology annotation, molecular function: ATP binding; cyclin-dependent protein serine/threonine kinase activity. Lineage: Eukaryota; Metazoa; Arthropoda; Thecostraca; Balanomorpha; Balanidae. Bases 380 to 1648 code for a protein of 422 amino acids. Gene Ontology annotation, biological process: regulation of mitotic cell cycle; protein phosphorylation. Gene Ontology annotation, cellular component: nucleus. The transcript is spliced from 2 exons.